CGGCAGAAGUCCGGUUGGUGUCCUUGUGAGUCCCGCAGGUCUGCUUUGGGAUUCUGAGCGGGCAGGAUGUUGGCGGCUGCGCUGGGCCUUGCCCGCGCCGGGCUGAGAGCAGCUGGCCGUCCCGCAAUGCUACUGCAAGCUCGGUUUGAAGGGAAUACUACUGCUGAGACUCAGCCCACUGUUAGGCCAAAGGAUGAUGUGACACAGAAGCAACUGAGUGCUUUUGGAGAAUAUGUGGCCGAGAUUCUACCCAAGUAUGUUCAACAAGUCCAGGUGACAUGUUUCAAUGAGCUGGAAAUCUUAAUCCACCCAGAUGGGAUAAUUCCAGUUCUCAGCUUUCUGAAAGACCACACAACUGCCCAGUUCAAAUCCUUAGCUGAUCUGACAGCAAUUGAUGUUCCUUCUCGACAGUACCGCUUUGAGAUUAUCUACAAUCUCCUUUCCCUAAGGUACAACUCCCGAAUUCGUGUGAAAACCUAUACUGAUGAAUUGACGCCUCUGGAUUCGGCCUUUCCAAUUUACAAUGCAGCAAACUGGUAUGAAAGAGAGGUCUGGGACAUGUAUGGAGUUUUCUUUGCUAACCACCCUGAUCUGAGGCGAAUCCUCACAGACUAUGGGUUUGAAGGCCACCCCUUCCGGAAGGACUUCCCCCUCUCUGGAUAUGUGGAGGUCAGGUAUGAUGAUGAAGUGAAGCGUGUGGUGGCGGAGCCUUUGGAGCUGGCACAGGAGUUCCGCAAAUUCGAUCUGAAUAGUCCCUGGGAGACUUUCCCUGCCUUUCGGCAAGCUCCAGAAACAUUGAAGUUAGACACAGGAGAGAAGAAAGAAGAUGUUAAAUAGUGGUAGGAGGGAGACAAAACUGGAAACAUUCCUGAGUCGUUGCCUUCCUGUUUGAUCUCAGUAUUUAUAUAUAAUAAAAUAUCAAUAAAA
Varanus komodoensis (Komodo dragon) is the source of this 927-nucleotide messenger RNA. It is a transcript of the gene NDUFS3, whose product is annotated as NADH:ubiquinone oxidoreductase core subunit S3. Gene Ontology annotation, molecular function: NADH dehydrogenase (ubiquinone) activity. The record is from RefSeq and is a predicted model, not a curated record. Bases 67 to 837 code for a protein of 256 amino acids. NCBI's taxonomy places the organism in Eukaryota, Metazoa, Chordata, Lepidosauria, Squamata, Varanidae. The transcript has 7 exons.